This is a messenger RNA of Haliotis rubra (blacklip abalone), 556 nucleotides long. RefSeq lists its product as uncharacterized. The transcript is spliced from 3 exons. The coding region runs from base 20 to 556 and encodes 178 amino acids. Lineage: Eukaryota; Metazoa; Mollusca; Gastropoda; Lepetellida; Haliotidae. The record is from RefSeq and is a predicted model, not a curated record.
AGACUGCAAGGAUGACAGCAUGAUAGACAGGUUGACGUUGGUGGACGAGCCUGUGAUCCCGAGAGGACCGACGAUGCCGAUGGCGGUUACCAUGGAUCCCGUAGAGACAAUGCCUGGAAUUCCUGCCGUCCCCCCACCCCAGGCCGAGCCUGCCAUGCCGGUACCAGCACCGUCCCCUCCGCACAUACCCAUGAAACCAGCCUCUCCCAAGGCCGUCAUCGAAGACGAAGAUGUACUGAUCAAGCCUCCUACAAAUGAAGUUUUCAAACAGUCCUCAUUUCGACCACCCACACAAGGCGGACGUAUCUCUAGGGGCGUUGACGUCAGGCCUCCAGGCACAGCCGACGCCAGGCUAAAGUACACCAAGUCACCAUUUGUGAACGGGGGCAGUUCCAGACAACAUGUGGAAUCAACAACAGUCUAUAAACAACAACACUUUCUAAAUAUCCCAGAUAGUAACCAUUUAAAUUUAUUAAAAGGUAUUCAAGUGGAACGUGACCCGAUGCUUAAACCAGUUUAUGUUUUGGAGAAGACCAUUUUGUAUAUCAUAUCGUGA